UUGAGUUUCGUCAGUUAAGUCCUUGAGGGUACAGGUUUAGGGGGAGAGUGGGGAUUGGGCCGUCAUCUUUUCGUCAGGGCCCGCAGUGAUGACGUAAGCAGCGUGCGACAGGACCCGCACCAGCCUGAGCUCCGGAGCGGAGUUGGCAGCAGCGCCAGGGAGACAGACAUGGCUGCCCCCACGCAGCGCUGCCGCCGCAGCGGAGGGUUUGCUGGGUGUCCGCCGACGACGAGGCCUCGGUGGUGGCUCGCGUUGCUCCUGGUCUCCGUGUCCUCCCUGCCGGCGGUGACCGCGCUGGUGGACGGCCUCUACUGCGGCACGGAAGUGUGUUACGAUGUGCUCGGUGUCAGUCGGGAGGCCGUCAAGUUGGAUAUCGCCCGGGCUUACCGGCAGCUGGCCCGCCGGUACCACCCGGACCGCUUCAGGCCGGGAGACCCCGGCUCGGAGGGGGAGACCCGUGAGUCCGCGCAUAUGAAGUUCCUGCUCAUCGCCACCGCGUACGAGACGUUAAAGGACGAGGACACUCGGAGGGACUACGACUACAUGCUGGACCACCCCGAGGAGUACUACCAGCACUACUACACCUACUACCGCCGACAGCUCACCCCCAAGGUGGACGUCCGAAUCGUCAUCUUGGUCACCAUCUGUGCCAUCUCCAUCUUCCAGUAUUACAGCUGGCACAGCAGCUACAACGAGGCCCUCAACUACCUGGUGACGGUGCCCAAGUACCGGAUCCAGGCCACGGAGAUCGCCAAGCAGCAGGGCCUCCUCAACCGCACCAAAGAGAAGGGCAAGAACCGCCGCUCCAAGGAGGAGAUCCGCGAGCAAGAGGAGGAGGUGAUCCGUGACAUCAUCAAAAACAAGAUCGACAUCAAGGGCGGCUACCAGAAGCCCAACGUGUCGGACAUCCUGCUGAUCCAGAUCGUGCUCUCCCCCUACUACCUGACCCAGUACGUCUCCUGGUACGCCUCCUGGUUUUACCGCUUCACCUUCUGCAGGGAGGAGUACGGUGAGGAGGACAAGUUCUACAUCAUCAGGAGAAACAUGAAGAUGUCUCAGUCCCAGUUUGACGGCAUUGAUGAAAACACCCGACAGUCUUUCCUGGACAAGCGGCUCUGGAUCAAAGAAAACUAUGAGUUGUACAGAAAGGAGCAGGAGGAGGAGAUGAAGGUGAAGAUGGCGACCGACCCGAGGAUGAAGAGGUACCGCCGCUGGAUGAAGAACGAGGGGCCGGGCCGGCUGACGUUCGUUGACGACUAACGAAGCCUCCGAGUCACGUCUGGGACGUACACACCUGCCUCAGUGCCAACACACACGUACCUGUACAGAAACAUUACCUGUGCCUGUUUAUAUGGGGAGAGAUAUUUUCAUAGUGAUUGGGACAUAGAGACGACAACAAGAUGGAAUUUACUGCGUUCUUUUUUUUUUUUUUUUUUUACAUCAUGCUAUUUUUUUGUUGUGUCAAACCAAAUGAAAGCCUAUUGAUGAAUGCUGUUUUUUAGAAUGUUUGGCUCUGUUCUGCUGUUGAAAGCAGACGGAUGAAUGAGUUUGGUGAUUUUUGUUGGACAGGUGACACCAGUGUGACCUCUGUCAGAAGUGUCCUUGGGCAAGGCAUUGGACCGCCAUCUGCUCAACCUGUAUGCUGUGUUAAAUUAAUGAAGGUGAAUUAGCCGUUCCUUGCGGUUCUGAUGGAUACAUAAAGGUCAAGAAGUAUUUUGUAGGACAGCGAUCCUCACUCUCUCUCAUCCUGGGAAGCAGGCAACACCAAAGCGCUCUGGUUUAGUUCUUAAUCAAGCAGGUAAAAAACUAGUCGUGUUAAAAGGAGCGGCUGGCUAACAAGGUAAAAGACGCAUGUGUAGUGACAAUACCUGACAAACGGCAGGUUCCUCUGAAUGAUUAUGUCCCAUGUAGGGACUUAAACAAGAGUGCAAACCAAGGACAUUUUAGUUAUUGUGGUUUCUGCUCCAAUGAUCAUCACUUUUUUCAUAUAAUUUAUUGUUUCAAAUUUCACUGGUCUUUUUGUUUUUAUUUGGUUGUGUUAAUAUGAACACAUUUCUAAAAAAAUAAAUACAUUUUGGAAAUAUUCAUUUAAAGUUUGUUGUUGUGUAAUCCAUCUUGUUAAGCGCAUUCACCACCUAGCAACUAGUUACUAGUCAACGCAGAAUAUGUAACGUAGGCACUGUGUUCAGCUCACAACUAGCAGUGCACACAGACUGCUGA
Messenger RNA from Pungitius pungitius (ninespine stickleback), 2220 nucleotides. RefSeq names its product DnaJ (Hsp40) homolog, subfamily C, member 25 (gene dnajc25). The transcript is spliced from 5 exons. Gene Ontology annotation, cellular component: endoplasmic reticulum membrane. Gene Ontology annotation, biological process: protein folding. The record is from RefSeq and is a predicted model, not a curated record. Lineage: Eukaryota; Metazoa; Chordata; Actinopteri; Perciformes; Gasterosteidae. The coding region runs from base 169 to 1260 and encodes 363 amino acids.